This is a messenger RNA of Asterias rubens (European starfish), 489 nucleotides long. RefSeq names its product sperm acrosomal protein FSA-ACR.1-like. The record is from RefSeq and is a predicted model, not a curated record. Gene Ontology annotation, cellular component: plasma membrane. The transcript has a single exon. NCBI's taxonomy places the organism in Eukaryota, Metazoa, Echinodermata, Asteroidea, Forcipulatida, Asteriidae. Bases 1 to 489 code for a protein of 162 amino acids. Gene Ontology annotation, biological process: hemopoiesis; leukocyte tethering or rolling.
AUGCACCAGCCCACUGGGGACCACAGCAGAUGCACCCAGCCCACCGGGGACCACAGCAGACGCACCCAGCCCACUGGGGACCAGAGCAGACGCACCCAACCCACUGGGGACCAGAGCAGACGCACCCAGCCCACUGGGGACCAGAGCAGACGCACCCAACCCACUGGGGACCAGAGCAGACGCACCCAACCCACUGGGGACCAGAGCAGACCCACCCAGCCCACCGGGGACCAGAGCAGACGCACCCAGCCCACUGGGGACCAGAGCAGAGGCACCCAGCCCACUGGGGACCAGAGCAGACGCACCCAACCCACUGGGGACCAUAGCAGACCCACCCAGCCCACCGGGGACCAGAGCAGACCAACCCAGCCUACCGGGGACCAAAGCAGACGCACCCAGCCCACCGGGGACCAAAGCAGACCCAACCAGCCAGUGGGACUUGAGCUGCAGCUGCCCGGCCCAGCAAGGAUGGCUGCUGCCACUGCAUGA